CUAGACCAUGGGUGUGUAUUUUAGGGGCAGUAUAUAUUGAGAAACCUAUUAUAGAUCUCUUGAUGGACUUUAUACCUCUUAUUCUCACAAACAAUCGAGCCCAUGUAGAGCAAGUGGCAUGA
Molecule: messenger RNA, 122 nt
Organism: Dentiscutata heterogama
Lineage: Eukaryota; Fungi; Glomeromycota; Glomeromycetes; Diversisporales; Gigasporaceae
Source: the annotation of a GenBank genome assembly